Messenger RNA from Pyrenophora tritici-repentis Pt-1C-BFP, 2112 nucleotides. RefSeq names its product Trichoplein multi-domain protein. Lineage: Eukaryota; Fungi; Ascomycota; Dothideomycetes; Pleosporales; Pleosporaceae. The record is from RefSeq and is a predicted model, not a curated record.
AUGCCCCCAACAAAUGCAGAAGAUUUUCAUAAGAUACAUGGCCGCGAGCCAACCCAUGACGAACUGGUGAAGAAGAUGGGAUGUGCUGGGAUCGGUCGUUACGAGCCUGGUCCGCGGCCCUACGAAGUCAUCAUCGGCAAACCGUUUCCCACGGAGCCUUCUUCUCGGGAUUUGUUCGUCUCCCAGGAAACUGCUUUCCAGACCAGCGAAGUAGUGCAUGUCAAGAAUUCCUUGGUCCAUGCCAAGGCGAAGGCGACAGCGUUGGCUAAGCGUCAACUCAACGCAGCCAAAGCUGCAGGGUAUAAUAUAUGGCCGGAAACAAACGAGGAUAGAGUCAUACACAUGGAGCAGUACUAUAUCGAUAUUCAACUUGAUGACGAGGGUAAUGCGACGAAUGUAGACGUUCGGGGGCACUCUCUUCCAAACAUCUGCGGCGAAGAGAUCAACCCUACUCCACUCACACUUCAUCAAGAUCAACACGAUCAAGUCAAGACGCACAUGAGGACUGUUCGUGCUGAUACAUCAUUCAAUUCGAAAGCCGGCACUUCUUUCUCGGUCCUGGAGCCUGGUCUCUCCCCACGAUUACCACCCGAAGAGGAAGCCGUUCGGGAACCGCCGCGCCUUCAACAGAUUCCAUCGGCCAGAUUUUCAUCACCUGGAGCUGAUCCGGUUGCCAUCGAAGAUUAUGGUUAUUUCACGCUGGUCCUGAAGAAUGACCGGAAAAAGGAGUCACCAAAGCGUACACAGACGCACAACUCGCAAAACUCCGAGUCUGCAGUUAAACUUCGCGAGGAUGAGGUUCCGACGAUUGUGGUUCGCAGAGAGAGGUUUGCGGAUGAAUUCAUCGUACACGACGCGACCGAGGCACCUCCUGAAAUACCGAAAGGGCCUAGGAAGCGCACGCCUAAUCAUCGCGAGGGGGCUAGGGGCGCGCAAGAAGCAUCGAAACGCUCCAAGACAACAGAUUCUAAUGAUGUGGGUAAUUCGCCGUACUUGCGCAUGAGGGGGAACACACAUCAGUACGAAGUUCCGUCGAUGUAUCUGGAUGCAUCCCUCCGAGGUAGUAUCGAGCGUGAUGGGAAAAGCCAACAGUCAACGAAGGAUGGAUCCCGUCAUGAGCACAGUUCCGACCCGGUACAAAGCGGACGUGCAGAUGGCCGAGCAUCUGAUCAUGAUAGCUCACGUCACACAUCACGAAUGCGGAACUCCCACAGGGACCGAAGCCGUUCGCCUGUAGAUCGACAUGGCAGCAGUCGUUAUAAAUCAAGAAGCAGGGCUCGAAAUGCAUCUAGAAAACCUUUCGAGGAAGAGCAACGACACGCACGAACAGCCAAGGUAGACCAAGAGCCCCAUACUCCACGCGCUUCAGCCUCUGGGCAUGCGGCCGACAAGAUGCACGAUAUGUUCAAACCUGAGGAAAAGACGCGCGAGGCCGCUGAUUCAUCGGUGCAAAAUGCACAGCAAGGCCAUGGCGUGGCAAAUACUCAACGCCAGGCUACCAGAAAUGCCGUGCAAGAGCUGGAUCCUGCAAAGCGCAAUGCUCAGCCCAAGAAAGAAGAAGCAGCAAGUCGCGCACGUGACGUUGAAGAUCGUCACCGACGAGAGCAGGAUAAGAUCAAGGAAGCUGAGCAGCUAGAAAAGAAGCGCCAGCUUGAGGAGGCCGAGAUCAAGCGCGCUCGCGAUGCGAAGGACCUUCAAAAGCUGGAGAGAGAAGAGAAGAAGCAAGCACGGGAGGCGGAGCGUCGUCGACAGAAAGAAGACCGAAACCACUGUCGUGAGCAAGAGCGCGCUGCUGAUCGAGACAAAGAAAAGCGCGACGGGUGCCAUGAGAUCGAUGACCCAUCCCACAGUACGCAUGUUGACGGGUAUGCACGUGAACGCGAAGCUCAGAACCGGAGACGUGAGGAAGCGUCCGGCCUGCCGGUACCCACUAACUCCGGAACGGGCCGUCGUAGUGCACGCGAGCGAUCGCAACGCCACGCCCAGGAUGCCGAGCGACGGGCGCCUGAGAAGAAGGCCGACAACAAGGUCACCAAGCGGCGACCUGAGCGGGGUGCUCGUGGUGAGCUUGAACGUUAUGAUCCACGUAAGCGGUUUGGUAGGGGAAGGUAG